AUUGAGUGCAUCUACAGGGAGCCGGCAGAGAGUGAUCUCAGACAAAGGUUCGAGGCAAUGCAAGAAUCGCACCCUGCCGUUGCUGUAUACCGUGCCAUACAAACUCGACCAGAAUCCGAAGCCUUCGAGAUCUUCCGGCUUAUACGGGCCGGUGCUGACCCGGAAACUAUCAUGCGUCAACUUACAACGGCUGAUCUUCUUCUCCAGGUCCAUCUGGUACCAGAGUCGAGAUAUCGAUAUCAGUUCCCCUACUCAUCACAAAUGCCCGCGUACUUGCAGUCGCCCAACAAUGAGUUCGUGAAGUCCAUGGUAUACGAGUGGAAUGCGGGCGAUAACCCCCGGCCCUCGCAACCGCUAUCUUCCAACGACGAGAAGUUCAAGGCGCAUUAUCUAAAGCCCUUCCAUGCAGCUACCGUCGUCGAUACUAGAUUGGCCGAGAUCGUACCUUCGAGAUACACUACCGUCCACGCUGAUGAUGGUCUGAUGAGGACGCUGUUGCAUGCCUACUUUCUUCAAGAAUACGACUGGUUCACCUUUUUCCAGAAGGAUUACUUCUUGGACGAUAUGAUAGCUGGUACCGGCACCUUUUGUUCUCCGCUCCUUGUCAAUGCUGUUCUCGCGGUUGGAUGUCACUGUCAUACUACCCUUCCUCAUCGGACCGAACCUUGGAAUCCUGAUUCUCUCGGUUAUCAGUUUCUCGCCGAAGCCAAGAGGCUUUGGGAAGCCGAAAUGCCACAAGAAAGGACUUUGACGACUCUACAGGCUGGUCUUGUUAUGAACUCGAUCUUCACCACAUGCGGUAUGGACAGACUGGCUUUAGCAUACCUAGUCCAGGCUACCACUAUUGCAAACGACUUGGGUCUGUUAGAUGCUUCGACCAAUGUGGAGGAUCCAAGAUUACGACACUCUUAUAACUUUACAACCUGGUCUCUCUUUCACUGGCAAUGUAUACUCAGUUACCAGUUCAGGACAAUACCACUGUUGGCAAGGCCACCAAAGACUGCCAUGCCAGAUCCUUCGCAUGACCCCGAAUGGUACGGCGAGAUUUGGCUUAAGUAUCCCUCGACCGAGGUUCUAGUGCCACUGCAGUACCGUUAUGUUUUUAAGGCCAAGAGCGAUUUCAGCGUCAUUCUUAACGGCGCGAUAGGCAAAGCUUACGGAACCGACGACAAGGACGACCUAGUUCAACGCGGAGCGAAGCAAGUCAAAGACAUAUUAAGAGAUCUGAAAGCCUGGCAUAAUACCUUACCAGACCUCCUCGCGCCAUCAAACGUUGUCUUUCCAUCGCAGCUCAAGAUCCACCUCCACUAUUACCAUGUUCUCGUCCAGUUCUACGAGCUUUUGGCCGCAGAACAAGGCGUCGGUUCUCCAUCACUUCCUCUCGAGACAGACCACCUCCAGAACACCCUAGCCGAAUGCAGAGCCUUUUUCGAAACAAUUCUGCGGAUAUACUAUCUCCGCCACGGCUUCGAGCAUGGGAACUUGAUGCUGACCCAGUACCUCGCCAAGCUUGCUUGCAUGGCUCUCGGCAAGCUAAAGGAACUCUCCAUCUCCAACUCGUCAUCAUCCCCUAUGGAUGUAGGAGACUCAGAUCCCAGAGCUGCCAAGUCUACGUUACUCAUCGCGCAAAAGGGCCUCAGCGAUCAGGGUAAAAGCUACUUCUUCCCGCAAACCAUGUCCAACAUCGUCCUCGGCCGCAUAUCAACCGAAGACCCGUACCUACUUCAGGGCGAUACCAGCGUUGAGCAGGAGACUGAGGGUGAGGCGAAAAUGCGCGAGGAGCAGCUCGAGGGUCAAUGUCCGCUGGAUGUACGGGAUAUCUCAAAGAACCCGGAUCGCCAUCAAUCGGAGAAUUGGAUACGACAGUAUGCAAAGUUGACACUUGACGAGAUAUCCCAUAACACAUUUCUUGAAAAGAUCCCCGCAGAGAAGGGUUGA
Molecule: messenger RNA, 1938 nt
Organism: Fusarium falciforme
Lineage: Eukaryota; Fungi; Ascomycota; Sordariomycetes; Hypocreales; Nectriaceae
Product: Zn(2)-C6 fungal-type domain-containing protein
Exons: 4
Coding region: 58-1938 (626 amino acids)
Biological process (GO): DNA-templated transcription
Molecular function (GO): zinc ion binding; DNA binding
Source: RefSeq, a predicted model, not a curated record